Molecule: messenger RNA, 2624 nt
Organism: Panicum hallii
Lineage: Eukaryota; Viridiplantae; Streptophyta; Magnoliopsida; Poales; Poaceae
Exons: 5
Coding region: 1541-2125 (194 amino acids)
Source: RefSeq, a predicted model, not a curated record
CAGGCGAUGUUAAGGUUCGUCAACUCCUUGAGGGACAUGUUAAGAACUGUCAAGUUAAUUUACAUUUAGGAUGGAACCACACAUCUUAAAAGAUGUGGCAACUUAUCUUAGAAGGAAAAGGAUUGUUGUUGAUACGAGGAUUAAGGUGGAGGAGAAGUUAGGUUUCUUCCUAUACAUGUUAAGUCACAACGCCUCGUAUGAGGAUCUUCAAGUGGCCUUUGGGCACAGCAACGACACCUUCCAUUAUCAUAUCAACCACUUCUUCAAGGUGGUCAUUCCUAAACUCUCUCGCUGUUUCCUUCAGCCUCCCGAUCCUAAUCAAGCGCAUCAAAAAAAUCCAAGAUAAUUUUAGAUUCUAUCCAUUCUUCUAGAAAUGUCUAGGUGCCAUUGAUGGAACUCAUAUUCCUAUUUCCAUAGCCCUUGAGAAAGCUUCUUCUUUUAGAAAUAGGAAGGGCACACUAAGCAUUAACGUGAUGGUGGCAUGCGUUUUCAAUCUCAACAUCAUUUUCAUUUCUAUUGGCUGGGAGGGAUUGGCUACAGAUUCCAGAGUUCUAAGAUCAGCUAUGAGCAAGGGCUUCCAAGUACCUACAGGAAAAUUCUAUCUGGUUGAUGGAGAGUAUGCAAAUACUCCAUUUUUCCUUGUUCCAUAUCGAGGUGUUCGAUACCAUUUGAAAGAAUUUGGGUUGGAUAUCAAAGACCACAGAACCCAAAGGAUGUCUUCAACCACCACCAUGCACUACUCAGGAAUCAUGUGGAAAGGGCUUUGGGGGUGCUUAAGAAGCGAUUCCUCAUUCUCAAAGUUGCCAUAUUCCACAUGUUGGAAAAUCAAGAUUCCUGUCUCUGCUCCCAUCUUCCAUAAUCUAAUCCGAUUACUUCAUGGAGAUGAGGAAUGGUUAGGACAUCAUCCGGAUAUCUCUCCAACAAACUUUGUUGCUCUACCAAAUGGUAAUCAAAUCAAUGACUUAGGAACUGUACAAGGCAACGCUUUAAGAGACACCAUCACCCAAUAAAUGUGGGUUCAGUACCAGCAGCAUUUAAAUUAGUCUUCGAAUAGGUUAUAAUGAGUUUGUGUCAUGAAUAAGCUUUAAGAAAAGUUUUUUCAUGGAUUAUAAUUAGUGAUUUAGCUUGUAUCAUGAAUAUGCUUGUAAUAAGUGAAUGAUUUUUGUCAUAUUUGACAUCAAUGGUUGGAAAAGGGUCGAUCCCCAAAGUUUAAUAUGAUUGCAAGUGGGUCGCCAAAGUUGCGUAGGUUCCUAGAUACAACGAGUGCUACCAAAAAGAAGUCUUCUCCUAAAUGUAGUGGGGUUAAGAAGAUUGGAGGUUCUCCGAGAGUAAAACAAUGGGCAAAUUGGAAUCCAAGACUUGAGAAGUCCCUUGUAGAUAUUCUCCAUGAAUAUACAGAUAAUGGCUAUAGAGGUGACAACGGUUGGAACUCUGAAGGGUGGAAUAAGAAGUUGAAGGAAUUCCAUCUGAGGAACAAGCAUGUGUCCUACACUAAGGCCCAAAUUCUAGGAAAGAAGGGCAGCUGAAGAGAGACUAAAAGAUGCUCCAAGUGGCAAGGAAGCAUAGUGGGUCCAACUGGAAUGAUGAAAGGAAUAUGGUUGAAGGACCACCAACUAUGUGGGAUAACCUCGUAGUGACAUUUCCUAAAAUAAAGAAGUUCCGCAACAACAAGGCAAGAGUUUCACUCUAUGAUGCCUUGGGACAACUUUAUGAUGGUCAUUUGGCUGAAGGAACUUAUAAUUUCGCUUCUAUGGAGUCACCACAAGAGGAACAACCGCUUCAACAAAUUCAUGAGGUACCAGAAGAAGAUGAUGAUGAUGCAACCACUGAAAGGGAUGAAGAUGUGCUUCAAAGAAGCGGACUACGAAGAACUACUACUGCAUCAAGAAACACACAAGGAAAGGAAGAGAAGAGGCCUAAGAGGAGUGCAAUGAUAAAAGAAAUGAUGGAGAGAUUCCUGGAAAUGAGGGAAGAAGAAGCUGCACGUCUGGCAAAGCAAGUAGAAGAAGAAUCUGCACGUCUAGCCAAGCAAGCAGAAGAAGAAGCUGCACGUCUGGCCAGGGAAAAGGAGGCUGCUGAAAUCAGGGAGGGGGAGAGGCACGAACUGGGAGCUGCUCGGCACUAAGGAUGGGUUGCCUGUGGUGCUCGCCAUGUGGACCUCACCUUGAAACUCAAGGGAUGUUGACGAACUAGAGCUGGAAGAGAAGGUUGACAAGUUUGUGUCAUCGGUGUCCGUGGCGGCGGCACGGUGAAGGAGCGGUGGCGAGCGGCGGAGCAGUGGGGAAGGGGCCAAGCGUGGAAGGAGCGACAGCAGGGAAGUGGUGGCAGAUGCAGCGGUGGGGAAAUAGUGGCGAAGCGGCAGAGCGAUGGCGGAUGCGGCGGAGCGGUGGCGAAGCGGGGGGAAGUGGUGGCGGCGGAUGCGGCGGCAGCGAGCUCGUACACAGCAAGCAAGCUAAGAGAGAGAGGUAACACAUUAAGAUUUAUGUAACUUCAAGGGAGAUGUGUUAAUUUGAUACACAUGUACUCAUUGAUAUUUUCUAAAUGAGUUUAGUAUUUUUACAUAUGGUCAUUGACCUAUGAAGGUAACACAUGGAAUGUCUUAGUUUUUUUUGAGCAAAUACAAG